Molecule: messenger RNA, 1058 nt
Organism: Hydra vulgaris (swiftwater hydra)
Lineage: Eukaryota; Metazoa; Cnidaria; Hydrozoa; Anthoathecata; Hydridae
Product: short stature homeobox protein 2
Biological process (GO): regulation of transcription by RNA polymerase II
Cellular component (GO): nucleus
Molecular function (GO): RNA polymerase II transcription regulatory region sequence-specific DNA binding; DNA-binding transcription factor activity, RNA polymerase II-specific
Source: RefSeq, a predicted model, not a curated record
CAUUUGAAUGCUUGCAAUUCACACUCAGUAUUGAUCUAUUAAUUAAAAAAAACCGAAAUAUCUUCUAGUUUUUUGCAAUUAUGUUAAGUUACGCUAAUUAAUGAUGCGAAUACAUAAAUAGGCGCACAGGUUAACUAAAAAAAUAUAUCAAAGAAAUAUAUCGAGAAGCUUGCAAUAACUAAGUACAGUUCAAAUGAGAGGUUUUACAAUUGAUGAAAUUUUACGUUCAAGUAACGACAUUGAAUCAAAAACACCAGGAGUGUUUUAUCAUGUUGAAAGGACUGAGGUUUCAAAUGAACUAAAAUUUUGUCGAGAAUCUCCAAAUUCUUUUUGUUCUCUUUCUUCAAUCGAAAUGGAAGAAGACAAAUGUGGGCGAAGGCCAAGAACAUCAAUAACUCUGUGUCAAAGAGAUUUUUUAGAAUGCGAGUUCCAGAAAGAACGCUACCCGACACUUUUGUAUAUCAACAAACUGAGUUCGAAGAUAAAUUUAUCGCAAUACGUCAUAAAGGUGUGGUUCCAAAAUAGAAGAGCAAAGUACAGAAAAGAAGGUCAUAAGCGUAAACCAACCAUAAACAUAGAUUAUACGGACUCAGCAAAAAAUGUACGCAUUUCUUCUACAAAUUGCGUUAGAAAGCUUCGACAAAAUUUUUCUGCUUCAAAUUCUAAAAUCUUACGCAGACAUUCCACUUCCUAUGAUUUAUACGGUCCAAGGAGUUUAAAAUGCGAUGUCUGGUUUCAAAAAGAUAGAAAGUGCUGUUCAUCGGCAGCAGAUAAAAGCAAAUGUUGUUAUUUCCCAACCUGAUUCUAGAAAUAUAUAUUUAAUUUUGUAUAAAUAUGUGUGUGUGUGUCAGUGUUUAACUUUAUUUAUUAUUAGUUUGUUAAUGCAAAUGUAAAAUAUACAAUAUAACACAUAAAACUCUUUAGACAACUAGUUAUUUAUUUUAAAAUAUUUUGUUAUAUAAAUAAAACUUUGUAUUUAUUUAUUUAUUAUUUAUUUUAUCCUAUUUGCAUUCUUUAUAUUUUAUAUACGCAAUAGUAUUAAAAAAACAAUUUAGUUU